AUGGCCUGUUGUCCCGACUCCGUGACUCCACUGGAGUCCAGCCCUGAGGUUUUUACCGAUUUUGCCCAUGCUCUUGGGCUACAGUCUGAUAUGGCAUUCCACGACAUAUACUCAUUGACUGACCCUGAUAUGUUGGCUUUCUUGUCUAGGCCGAUGAAGUCCGUGAUUCUCCUAUUCCCGCUGAACGCCUUCUUUAGAGAACUAAUUUGCCCAGAGUACCACGGCGGAGAUAAGUCGCCAAUAUGGUUUAAGCAAACCAUCAGGAACGCAUGCGGGAUGUAUGCUCUUCUUCAUUCGCUGGCCAACAACAGGGAGCUCGUGAUGCAGGAUUCUCCACUGGACAGGUUUCUGGCGCAGAAUCCGUCAGCUGACGGGAGGUACGAUGACCAAAACACCGUGGACUUCCUGGUGGCUAACGGGGAGCUAUACCAGAGGAGCUCGCUCCAGGGGCAGACGGAGGCACCAGACCCGGAGGAAGAGGUGGAAUUGCACUUCAUCACGUUCCUAGUUAGUGGCGGUCAGGUGUUCGAACUUGACGGACGCGGGAAGGGGCCGUACCUGCUGGGCGCGGCCUCUGACGGAGACGUCCUGGAACAGCCGCUGGUCAAGGACCGUAUACAAUGGUUUAUGGACAAUGCAGAUGACGAGGCCAAGAACCAAUUUUCACUUCUAGGCUUGGGUCCGUCGUGGAAAUAA
Eremothecium gossypii ATCC 10895 is the source of this 696-nucleotide messenger RNA. Its product is annotated as ubiquitin-specific protease YUH1. Lineage: Eukaryota; Fungi; Ascomycota; Saccharomycetes; Saccharomycetales; Saccharomycetaceae. Gene Ontology annotation, cellular component: cytoplasm. The transcript has a single exon. The record is from RefSeq and is marked provisional. Gene Ontology annotation, molecular function: cysteine-type deubiquitinase activity. Bases 1 to 696 code for a protein of 231 amino acids. Gene Ontology annotation, biological process: protein deubiquitination; ubiquitin-dependent protein catabolic process.